Closterium sp. Yama58-4 is the source of this 987-nucleotide messenger RNA. The record is from the annotation of a GenBank genome assembly. Lineage: Eukaryota; Viridiplantae; Streptophyta; Zygnematophyceae; Desmidiales; Closteriaceae.
AUGACGACCCUCGAAGAGAAACUCAAGACGCCGAAAUCCUCCCUCCAGCGUGUUCCAUCGCUCAAUACCCUGACAUCGCUAUCCGUACUCAAAUCCAUCUUACCCCACGCGGUUAUUAUUGCGGUUAUCACGGCGAUUAUCAUUCCCAUUUACCGGGCGUUCGCGAAUUCCGAGUCAUUGUCCCUGUCCUGGAGCAAUGCCGGAGGGUCAUUCCAGACGCCUGCUCUCGAAUGGACUGGGAGGAUGUUCUCCAGUAUGAGCGGCUUCGACGCUGCGUUAUGCCGAGCAGAUGCAGUCUAUUGGAAGAACAUUGCUCGCCGGAAGGAGGCCUUGAACGGCGCGCUACAACCCAAGAUAUGGAACCCCGUGCGCAUGAAGGAGCUGGUGCUCAUCCCCACGUACCCGUGCGCUAUCAACGAGCGCAUUGGGAAAUGGGGUGACGGAGGCAAGUGGACGUGCCUUCUGCCCAACGCCAUCCAAAAGACCAACCCCGUUGUGUACAGCAUUGGGAGCUUCGGCAUGUACUCGUUUGAGGAGUCCAUGCACAACAUACUAGGCGUGAAGCCCUACACCUUCGACCCGUUCCUCAAUCCGACCAAUUUGGAAAUUAUGAAAAAUCUCACGUGCCUUCACUUCCACGAAAUCGGCAUGUCUGGGGCAGCAUCUCUCGCCGGCUACAAGAAAAACUCCCCCGACAAAAAGUUUUUGACGCUGCCCGAAAUUAUGAAGCAGAUGGGGCAUACUUAUGUGGAUGUGUUCAAGAUUGACUGUGAGGGGUGCGAGGUGAAUAUGGUGAAGGACUUGGGAGCCGCUUAUUUGAACACGGGGAACAAGCUUGCGCUGCACGGAGGGAAUUUGCCGUUCGGACAGAUCCUCAUCGAGUUGCACAACAUGAACAGUGCUCCUAUUUCCCUCGAGACCUUCUACACUCUUGAGAAGCUGGGCUAUCGCAUGUUUAGCAUCGAGUACAAUCCUGCUGCUUUUUAA